UUGGCUCCACUAGGAGAUGAUUUUCGCUAUACUGAAAGUUCAGAAUGGGAUCAGCAAUAUCAGAAUUAUCAGAAGUUAUUUGAUUAUAUGAAUUCUCAUCCUGAGUUCCAUGUCAAGGCUCAGUUUGGAACAUUAUCAGAUUAUUUUGAGGCGCUGCAUAAAGCUGGCAAAUUGGAUGGAAAGAGUGGUAAUUCAGUAUUUCCUGUUUUGAGCGGAGAUUUCUUCACCUAUGCAGACAGAGAUCAUCAUUAUUGGAGUGGAUAUUUUACAUCACGACCUUUCUACAAACGCUUAGAUAGAGUUCUAGAAUCAUAUUUAAGGGCUGCAGAAAUUCUAUAUUCUUUGGCUGUGGUACAAUCCAAAAAGUUUGAGAAAACAAAAAUCUUUCCUUCAGUAGAUUACUACAGAUUGUUGACAGAGGCGAGAAGAAAUAUGGGACUUUUUCAGCAUCAUGAUGCUAUCACAGGAACUUCAAAAGAUUGGGUGGUUGUAGAUUAUGGUACGAGGCUUUUCCAUUCAUUAAUGAACUUGAAGGAGAUCAUCACUGAAUCUGCUCACAUUCUUAUUCUAAAGGACCAAGAAAUGUAUAGCUACAACACGGCAACACCAUUCUUUACAAUGGAUAUUACUCAGUCUUCACAAGAUUCUUUGCUACAUAAGACUGUCAUACAGCUGGGAAAACAGCCAAG
Molecule: messenger RNA, 689 nt
Organism: Protobothrops mucrosquamatus (brown spotted pit viper)
Lineage: Eukaryota; Metazoa; Chordata; Lepidosauria; Squamata; Viperidae
Product: alpha-mannosidase 2-like
Exons: 5
Biological process (GO): N-glycan processing; protein deglycosylation; mannose metabolic process
Cellular component (GO): Golgi membrane
Molecular function (GO): alpha-mannosidase activity
Source: RefSeq, a predicted model, not a curated record